AUGCAGGAUAUUCAGGCUGCAAGACAACCUGGACGUGAAACGAAGUUUGGUUCCAUCUUAACCAUCUUAAGUGGAAUGGACCUUUCCUACUUUGCAAAAGCCGCCAUGAAAAUUAUCCAGUUCAUAUAUGUGAAGGAGGAUGUCGAGGAGACAGGGAAGACACUUCAGCAGCGAUUCCAGGAAUUCAUUCUAGACGGUGAGAACUUUGCAGAGGAACUUCCGGAGGGACUCUUCAGGGGUGUCACUUUCAAAAGAAUUACUAUUGCUAAUUGGCACGUGGCAUCCAUCCAUCCGUCGGCUCUACUAUCCUCUCAAGAUCAACUAGAGACGCUGUGGAUCUGGUUUACUCCGAUGAAAGAAUUUCCUUGGGACACCCUGCCUCUAUUUACCCAACUCACGUCCUUCGUCCUUGUUGGAAAUGAAUUGGCUGCGGUACGCAGCCUCCGCAGCCUCAGUCUUCAGGAGUUCGAUGUUUCUGCCAAUCACAUUGCGACACUGGAAUCUGGAUGGUCUGCACCAAGCUUGACCACUCUCUUGAUGAGUAUGAAUCCAAUAUCUGCGAUGCCCCUUGAUUUCUUCGUUGGCUUGAGGAACUUACGGGAAUUCCAUUGUUUUGGAUGUCACCUGGGGCCGACUCUGUUCAAUGGGUCUCUGAGAUUCCACAGUGAAAUGUUAACAUCCUUGGAACUUGGCUAUAACGGCAUUUCAAACAUCGAAGAAGGGGCUAUUGGAGGCAUCACGUCGGACACGAUGGUUGGUCUUGAGGGGAACAACAUCGUAGAGUUGAAGGAAGCUACUUUCCGCCCAAUGCUGGAGGUACUCGCACGUGGGAUUGGAUUCCUGAAUGUCAUGGAUAAUCCCAUAUCAUGUGGAUGUAGCAUGGCUUGGAUAGUGCUCAAUCCAGACUUCCUAGUACGUGUUUCUGGUUAUUGCCAGGAUGGUAGUUCCUUUCGAGGCUUGGAUCCGAAUCUCUUCGAAGAGUUUUGUAUUGAAAUGAAUCCCCCCAUGGCAGGCAACUUUUCCACCUGGAUUGCCGAGAAUGUCCUUCAAUAA
This is a messenger RNA of Darwinula stevensoni, 1053 nucleotides long. The record is from the annotation of a GenBank genome assembly. NCBI's taxonomy places the organism in Eukaryota, Metazoa, Arthropoda, Ostracoda, Podocopida, Darwinulidae.